This is a messenger RNA of Trametes versicolor FP-101664 SS1, 1486 nucleotides long. RefSeq lists its product as uncharacterized. The coding region runs from base 1 to 1215 and encodes 404 amino acids. The record is from RefSeq and is a predicted model, not a curated record. Gene Ontology annotation, cellular component: nucleus. Lineage: Eukaryota; Fungi; Basidiomycota; Agaricomycetes; Polyporales; Polyporaceae. Gene Ontology annotation, biological process: proteasome localization; nuclear protein quality control by the ubiquitin-proteasome system. The transcript is spliced from 2 exons.
AUGGCAAAUGUUGUAACACACCCCCACCUCCAAGUCGGCUUCAACGCCCGCCCCGUGGGCCACUCCCCCACCCCCAUAGGCUUCGGGUUCGGCCUGUCAGCGACGCCUGUGGUCCAAGGCUGGCCGUCGGCUUCGCACGCACAAGCCUUCCAAUGGGCCACCCACCAGCAAACCCCCCAACCGCAGCUUCGAGUGGCGAAGAGGCGUCAUGAACCAGAGGAGGGCGACCGGGACGAUGCUAUGGAGAGGAGUCCAACCCCGGAGAGAGUUAGGCGCUCGAUACCCAAGCGUGCCCGUACCACCCCCACACUGGUAACAGUUGGGAAGGAGCCGCAGGGAAGCAAGGAGAGCAAGCCGGCUGCGGAUGAUAACGAUGUUGAUGUUGGAUUUCUUCUCGCGUCUCUACCGCCACAAUCGCUUCUGCCCCUCCUCAGCUCCCUCUUGGCCGCCCAACCCUCUCUCAAGCCGACAAUUCUUUCUCUGAUCCCUCGCCCUACCCUGGACGCCGCUCUCGAGAGUCUCUCGAUCUCGGCCCAGAAGCUGAAAGACGCGUAUCCCUACUCAAACUCUGCGUUCGCUCAACCGGGUGCUGCAUGGGGCGGUACGGGAGGGUUCGGCGGCCGCGCGGGGACCGCUUCUUUCAACACCGGAUUCGGCUUUGGCAGCAGAACUGGCGCAGGUCCUUCUUUCGGCGCCACCACGAACGCUCCCGGAGGCAUGCGCGACGAAUACAUCCUUUCUCGCAUCCAGCCUCAUAUUCAAGACUUCGUCUCUGCAUGUCUCUCGUAUCUUCCGUACUUCUCCAACGCCACACCGGACGUGACCUCCUCACCGCGACCACAUGCUGCGCAAUCACACGCCACGGCUCUGCGACAACAGCACAAGGACAAACUCCAUCCCACCGAGACCUACAUGUUCCUCGCGGCCCUUACAUCCCACAUCCUGUCGCAGCCUGCUCUCACGCAGACCACGCUUGUACCCAUGCUCGCUCCACGCUUGGCGGUGGAAUGGAAGGCUUGGGUAGAUCAUGUCGACGCAUCGGUCAACAUGCAAGGCGGCAUGUACGGGAGGGAUACUGUCCAGAUCUGGGAACGCGGGCUGGACGAGUUUGCACAAGCGAAGGGCAACGAGAUGGAGGUGAUGAAGGAGGUACGCGAUCGCUGGGUUUCGAAAGUCGGCUGGCUCGUUGGACGGCAACCUAUGGAGGGGAUGUGAUCGGCUCGGGACGUUUGGCAGCGCAACUCGUCUUUAUGGUUAUGUGAACAUUCUCUGCACUCCCACAUAUUCCCCGGCUCCAGGUUAUCAUGAUGCAGCCGUGUAUACGCUCUCAUCUGGUCAUUCAUAAUGUUCGAUGAUCCCUUACUAUACAUCAUCUACGCAGUCACUCUUUGCACCUUGCUGUCCUCUUCCCCUGCACCCCUGCAAUUGUACGCCCACAUCAUCACUGGUUAUGCUAGCACGGAACGUCACGACACGAAUAUACUAU